This is a messenger RNA of Callorhinus ursinus (northern fur seal), 966 nucleotides long. RefSeq names its product mediator complex subunit 29 (gene MED29). The record is from RefSeq and is a predicted model, not a curated record. Gene Ontology annotation, biological process: regulation of transcription by RNA polymerase II. NCBI's taxonomy places the organism in Eukaryota, Metazoa, Chordata, Mammalia, Carnivora, Otariidae. Gene Ontology annotation, cellular component: mediator complex. Gene Ontology annotation, molecular function: transcription coregulator activity; transcription factor binding.
CGAGGCCUUCUGGGAAAUAGAGUCCGGAUUAGACCCACACCCGGAUUGGCAAACGGCUGGGUAAAGAGCGGAGCGAGGGAGGAAGAGCCUCUUGUGAUUGGCGAAUCGGUAUCUCAAUCUGGACGUUUUAUUUGAGAGUCAACUCCGGGAGGCGGUUAUUCUUUCCUCCCGUUGGCUGAGUUAUUUGGGAGGCGGAGCUAACUAGCAAGCGGGGCCUGGAGACAGGGACGCUGAAAAGAAACCAGGAGAGACGCUCUUGUGGCGCACUUCCGGUGCGCUAAACUGAGAAAGAUGGCUGCGUCCCAGCAGCAGGCUGCAGCUGCUUCGUCUGCUGCGGGUGUGUCGGGUCCGGGUUCGUCUGGUGGCCCGGGUCCGCAACAGCAGGCGCAACCACCAGCACAGCUGGUGGGGCCUGCCCCGAGCGGGCUUUUGCAGCAACAGCAACAGGACUUCGAUCCGGUGCAGCGUUAUAAGAUGCUCAUCCCGCAGUUGAAGGAGAGUCUACAGACCUUGAUGAAGGUUGCAGCCCAGAACUUGAUUCAGAACACUAACAUUGACAACGGACAAAAGAGCAGUGAUGGACCCAUACAGCGCUUUGACAAGUGUCUGGAGGAGUUCUACGCACUCUGUGACCAGCUGGAGCUCUGCCUGCGCCUGGCCCAUGAGUGCCUGUCCCAGAGUUGCGACAGCGCCAAGCACUCUCCAACUCUGGUGCCCACGGCCACCAAACCGGACGCCGUGCAGCCGGACAGCCUGCCCUACCCACAGUACCUGGCGGUCAUCAAAGCCCAGAUUGCCUGUGCCAAGGACAUUCACACUGCUCUCCUGGACUGCGCCAACAAGGUCACGGGCAAGACGCCUGCACCACCUACAGGCCCUGGGGGCACCCUGUGAGCUGGCAGGGCUGGGAGUGGGCAGGCUGCUCGGGAAGGGGGCGGGGAGGGAAUGAAGAGUGACCUCAAAGCA